AUGACCAUGCCAUCCCUUCGCUCUAACGCUUCCCUAUUGGGCCUUCUUAUGCUUCUGUAUGCCUUCUCGACUAUCUCCCUCGUGGAAGCCGGCCCAGUCGCGCCGCAGCAUGCUACCAACCAGAUUGCCUCCAUCAAUGCGCGAGUGUCACAGAAUGAGCAUCUUGUAGAGAGGUUCAACCCUGCCGAUGACGCCUUGGACUCAAUCCAAUCUGUCACCAAGAUGAAGCGAGGUGAUACCGACAGCUCUGACGACGACGACGAUGACGAUGACGAUGAUGAUUUUAUCGAGCCAUCUGUCAGUUACUCCUUGCUCGGCAAGGUUUCGACUAUCAUUGAUCAUCUGCGGCGCUGAGAAACGUCAGCAGGUAAAUUUAGGUCAGUCGACGCACAGCGGCUGGGUAACUGUUCUAUAUUGUGAUACGGAGUCUGCUUUGUUCUCUUGAGAGAUCGAUAGUCUUGCAUUUCAGCUCCUCCUGCUUUCAUCCAGAUGCGU
Aspergillus saccharolyticus JOP 1030-1 is the source of this 495-nucleotide messenger RNA. RefSeq lists its product as uncharacterized. The transcript is spliced from 2 exons. Bases 1 to 354 code for a protein of 117 amino acids. NCBI's taxonomy places the organism in Eukaryota, Fungi, Ascomycota, Eurotiomycetes, Eurotiales, Aspergillaceae. The record is from RefSeq and is a predicted model, not a curated record.